GAAAGAGGCCUCCGGGGACACAGGAGGGGCCCUAGGGCCACUCCUCGCUCUGGGAAGGGUGUUAGCAGCCCUUCUGGCAUGAAACCCAUGGGGGAGAAGCCAGCAGAAGGAGGGAGAGAAGAUAGGGAAGGACAGAGAGAGACAAAGACAGAGAUACAGAGAGACGUAAAUAGGGAAACAGAGGCAGACAGACAGAUGCAAACAAGGCCGGAGACUCCUGCUCCUGAAGCCCCCAGGGGGGAAAGGCAGACUUAGAGAAACAGAGCACAGACCUAGAGAAAACAAGAGGGCGGUGGAGGCAAGGAGAGACAGUCAGAAGACCGAAGAGGAACCAAGGGGCAGAAGGACCGAAAGGGGCGGCACAGGCGCUGGAGCUGGUAGACCUGGUCCGAAUCCCCACACUGCCCUUGGCUGGCUGUGUGACCCAGGGCAGAGCACUUAACCUCUCUGGACUAUUUCUUCAUCUACAAAAUGAGAGGCGUGAUAGAACCUACUUUCUAGAAUUGCUGAGAGAAUGACAAGAAAGAUCGAGCCCCCGGUACACAUUUAACAAAAGGUGGUAGUUGGUAUUACAGCACCCACACCUGGUGAGAUGGGGGCUUAGAGAGCAACAGCAUGUGGGUGAGCCCUGGGGCCCUGGCGUUUCCUGGAGCCCCUCUCCUACCUCUGCCUCUUACCUCACCCCCACGUGGUGGCAUCUGGGGCCCAGUCCCUCCAUUUGAGAGGAGGUGUGUGGAUGGAAGGGGACAUUGUCGCUGGGCUGGAGGCACACCCCCUCCUCUGCAGGUGACUCAGUGCCUAGCAUGCCCUGCAUCAUCCCGGAGGAACUUGGAGGGCAGCCCUGAGGAAUUCCUCCCGGAGGUCAGGAGGGCACGUCUGGAGCCGCCUUUCACUGUGUAACACUGGAAGGUCUUCCUGAACUCCACCUUCCAUGUCUUGCCAAGGCUGUGUCUUGGGGGCCAAAGGAGGACCCCGUUCUGCUGUCUGGUGAGCCAGGGAGAAGCUACAACCUCCAAACAUCUCUCCCUCACCCCCAUUCCCCACAGGGUGAGGCCCAGGCUUCCUGGAGCAGGAAAGGAUUUCAGGACUGAUCAGUCCAUCCACUACACAUGACUGUUACUGCCCUCCGGGUGCCAGGCAUCCUGGGAGUGGGCACGUAGGUGGUGCCCGGGCCUGAGGACACAGGGUGAGGAAGGCAGAGAAGUGCUCUGACCUCGGGGAGCUCCAUUCCAGUGGGGAAGACAGACCUUAAUUAAACGUGAUGACCGUGGCUUGGGAGCUGUGACGGAGCGUCCGGGGGCCAGCUGGCCCACUACUGUCUCCUCAGAGAGAAGAGGAGGGAAUAAGCCUGGCCGGGAAACCAGAGUCACAAACCAGCAAUCACAAGAUGGGAUGCCCAUCAUCUGAGCAGACCCGCAGACAUGAGACACCCAGCCCUCCAGGCUUGUGGCCGCCCUGUCCCUGUGCUGCUCCCCGCCUGGCCCUGUUGCCAGCCUCUGCAAUGUCGCCACCUCUAUGCUCCCUUCUUCUCCUGGCCCUGAGCCUGAGGCUGGCUGGAACCCUCAACCCCAGUGACCCCAACACCUGCAGCUUCUGGGAAAGCUUCACCACCACCACCAAGGAGUCCCAUUCCCGCCCCUUCAGCCUGCUCCCCUCUGAGCCCUGUGACCGGCCCUGGGAGAGCCCCCACGCCUGCCCCCGGCCCACGGUUGUCUACAAGACCGUGUACCGCCAGGUGGUGAAGACGGCGCACCGCCGGCGCCUGCAGUGCUGCCGGGGUUUCUAUGAGAGCAGUGGGGCCUGUGUCCCGCUAUGUGCCCAGGAGUGUGUCCAUGGUCGCUGUGUGGCACCCAAUCAGUGCCAGUGUGUGCAAGACUGGCGAGGUGACGACUGUUCUAGUGCAUGUGCCCCCGGAGUGUGGGGACCACAGUGUGACAAGCCCUGCAGCUGUGGCAACAGCAGCUCCUGUGACCCCAAGAGUGGAGCAUGUUCCUGCCCCUCUGGCCUACAGCCCCCACACUGCCUUCAGCCCUGCUCCACCGGCCAUUACGGUCCCGCCUGCCAGUUCCGCUGCCAGUGCCAUGGAGCACCCUGUGACCCCCAGACUGGAGCCUGCUUCUGCACCCCAGAGAGAACUGGGCCCAGCUGUGAGGUGUCCUGUCUCCAGGGCAGUGUUGGCUUCUCCUGCCCCAGCACCUAUCCUUGCCACAAUGGAGGUGUCUUCCAGGCCCGCCAGGGCUCCUGCAGCUGCCCCCCUGGGUGGAUGGGCACCAUCUGCUCCCUGCCCUGCCGGGAGGGCUUCCAUGGACCCAACUGCUCCCAGGAAUGUCGCUGUCACAAUGGUGGCCUCUGCGACCGAUUCACCGGGCAGUGUCGCUGUGCUCCAGGCUACACUGGGGACCGGUGCCGUGAGGAGUGCCCCGUGGGCUACUUCGGGCAGGACUGUGCUGAGACGUGCGACUGUGUCCCCGGCGCCCGCUGCUUCUCGGCCAACGGCGCGUGUCUGUGCGAACAUGGCUUCACUGGGGACCGCUGUGCUGAGCGCCUCUGUCCCGACGGCCUCUACGGCCUCAGCUGCCAGGUGCCCUGCACCUGCGACCCGGAGCACAGCCUCAGCUGCCACCCGAUGAGCGGGGAGUGCUCGUGCCUACCGGGCUGGGCGGGCCUUCACUGCAACGAGAGCUGCCCGCAGGACACGCACGGGCCGGGCUGCCAGGAGCACUGCCUUUGCCUGCACGGCGGCGUCUGCCAGCCGGACAGCGGCCUCUGCCGGUGUGCGCCCGGCUAUACGGGCCCGCACUGCGCUAGCCUCUGCCCCCCUGACUCUUACGGAGUUAACUGCUCCGCACGCUGCUCCUGCGAAAAUGCCAUUGCCUGCUCGCCCAUCGACGGCACCUGCGUCUGCAAGGAAGGUUGGCAGCGUGGUAACUGCUCUGUGCCCUGCCUGCCUGGAACCUGGGGCUUUGGUUGCAAUGCCAGCUGCCAGUGUGCCCAUGAGGCAGCCUGCAGCCCACAAACGGGAGCCUGUUCCUGCACCCCUGGGUGGCAUGGGGCUCACUGCCAGCUCCCCUGCCCGAACGGGCAGUUUGGUGAAGGCUGUGCCAGUCGCUGUGACUGUGACCACUCUGAUGGCUGUGACCCUGUUCAUGGACACUGCCAGUGCCAGGCUGGCUGGACAGGCACCCGCUGCCACCUGCCCUGCCCUGAGGGUGUCUGGGGAGCCAACUGUAGCAACACCUGUACCUGCAAGAAUGGGGGCACCUGCAUCCCGGAGAAUGGCCACUGCGUGUGUGCACCUGGAUUCCGAGGCCCCUUCUGCCAGAGACCCUGUCAGCCCGGCCGCUAUGGCAAACGCUGUAUGCCCUGCAAGUGUGCUAACCACUCCUCCUGCCACCCCUCGGAUGGGACCUGCUACUGCCUCGCUGGCUGGACAGGCCCGGACUGCUCCCAGCCAUGCCCUCUAGGACACUGGGGAGCUAACUGCUCCCAGCCCUGCCAGUGUCGCCAUGGUGGGAUCUGCCACCCCCAGGAUGGGAGCUGCUUCUGCCCCCCAGGCUGGACUGGACACUUCUGCUUGGAAGGCUGCUCUCCAGGGAUGUUUGGUGCCAACUGUUCCCAGCCAUGCCAGUGUGGUCCUGGGGAGAAGUGCCACCCGGAGACCGGGGCCUGUGUGUGUCCCCCAGGGCAUAGUGGUGCCCCUUGCAGGAUUGGAAGCCAGGAGCCCUUCACCAUGAUGCCUACCUCUCCAGUGGCCUAUAGCUCGCUGGGGGCAGUGAUCGGCAUUGCAGUGCUGGGGGCCCUGGUGGUGGCGCUGGUGGCUAUGUUCAUUGGCUACCGCCAUUGGCAAAAAGGCAAGGAGCACCAACACCUGGCAGUGGCCUACAGCAGCGGGCGACUGGACGGCUCUGAGUAUGUCAUGCCAGAUGUCCCUCCGAGCUACAGUCACUACUACUCCAACCCCAGCUACCACACCCUGUCACAGUGCUCACCUAAGCCCCCGCCCCCUAGCAAGGUUCCAGGCAGUCAGCUGUUCGCCAGCCUCCAGGCUCCUGAGCGGCCAGGUGGAGCCCACGGGCAUGAUAACCAUGCAACGCUGCCUGCUGACUGGAAGCAUGGCCGGGAGCCUGCCCCGGGGCCUCUGGACAGGGGUAGCAGCCGCUUAGACCGAUGCUACAGCUGUAGCUGCGGCAACAGUACUGGCCUGGGCCCGUUCUAUAGUAAAGGGCCCAUCUCUGAGGAGGGGCUGGGGGCCAGCAUGGCUUCCCUGAGCAGUGAAAACCCCUAUGCCACCAUCCGUGACCUGCCCAGCCUCCUAGGGGACCCCCGGGAGAGUAGCUACGUGGAGAUGAAAGGCCCUCCUUCAGGAUCUCCCCCCAGGCAGCCUCUUCAGCUCCGGGACAGCCAGAGACAGCGACACCUCCAGCCACAGAGAGACAGUGGCACCUAUGAGCAGCCUAGCCCUCUGACACACGACCGAGACUCCGUGGGCUCCCAGCCCCCCUUGCCGCUGGGCCUGCCCCCUGGCCACUACGACUCACCCAAGAACAGCCACAUCCCUGGACACUAUGACUUGCCUCCAGUACGGCAUCCCCCAUCACCCCCACUUAGGCGCCAGGACCGUUGAGGGGUCAAGGUGGUGUGCAGAGGUCAGCAUGCCUGUUCUUGGCUGCCCAGGGCUGGGGAUGGAGCCUGUUUUACCCUGCCAGGAGCAGGGAGAGGACCGGCAGGCGGUGAACAUUGAACAGAGGAAGUGAAUGGAGAGGAGAUGGGAACCUGGCUCCCAAGUUCCAUCAUGGAAGACACUGGUCGGCACGCAGGCUGGGUUCCCCUUCCCUAGCCCACUGCUCCCAAGGCCCCCAGGGCCUGGUGUACAUAAACUGGUGGGGUGAAUGUUGCUGGAUAACUCUGUAAAUUUAUGUAAAAAUUGUAUAUUGGGUACCCUUUCUGUGCACGCCCAGGCCGAGCAGUGUGUGUGUGUGUGUGUGUGUGGUUUCAGAGGGGGUACCACCAGGCAUAGGUCCUGUCCUAGGGCACUCACUGUUUAUGUUUAGUCAAGAGGCAGCUCAAGCCCAGUUUACUCUAGCAAAAGCUUUACUUGUGUCCCUGGAUUCCCUCAGUUCCCCCUACAACUGACUGUUCAAAAUGCAAGCUGGUUACAUUACACCUGCCUGACAGUCCUCAUGCCCCAUGGGUCUUGGGCCAGAGUCAGAACUGUCAAAGGUUCUGCUGGUCUGGCCUAUCUCUUCAGCCUCACCUUGAAUUGUGUUCCUUGUCACUCUGCUCCCAUCACACUGGCCACUAGUCCUCCUAUCAACCACAUCUUCCUACCACAGGGACUUUGCACAUCUAGAAUGCUCUUCCUCCUCACCUCACCUGCUGACUCCUGCUUGUCCUUUGCAUCCCCUCCUCAGGAAAGCGCCUCUGUUCCAUAGCACUGAGCAUAGCUGCAUUAUUCAUCAGAUACCUGCAGAAGGCCUAUGGGGUGCCAGGCACCUCUGUAAUGUGUUUAUGUGUUAUUUGAUUAGUCUCUGCCUCCUCCACGGACUGUGAGAUCCCUGAAGGCAAUAAUCCUGUGUUAUGUUAAACAUUGGUUCCUUGGUACCUAGUAGGCACUCAAUAAAUGUUACCCUCAAA
This is a messenger RNA of Manis javanica (Malayan pangolin), 5634 nucleotides long. Lineage: Eukaryota; Metazoa; Chordata; Mammalia; Pholidota; Manidae. The record is from RefSeq and is a predicted model, not a curated record.